Messenger RNA from Anneissia japonica, 2119 nucleotides. RefSeq names its product RAD50-interacting protein 1-like. Gene Ontology annotation, biological process: endoplasmic reticulum to Golgi vesicle-mediated transport; regulation of ER to Golgi vesicle-mediated transport; retrograde vesicle-mediated transport, Golgi to endoplasmic reticulum. Lineage: Eukaryota; Metazoa; Echinodermata; Crinoidea; Comatulida; Comatulidae. The transcript is spliced from 11 exons. The record is from RefSeq and is a predicted model, not a curated record. Bases 188 to 2023 code for a protein of 611 amino acids. Gene Ontology annotation, cellular component: Dsl1/NZR complex.
UUUUUUAUAUUUUUUCAAGGUAUCAUCUGCAAAUCAAGAGACACCUUCCAAAAUCCAAAAAGUGUUGCAAGAUGCAAGUAUAGCCAAGGAACAUGUUGAAGUGUUGGCACAACAGCAUUUGCAAGUUAAGGAAGAUGUUGUGAGCCAUUUAGAAAAAUGUUUGCCAUUGAGGGAUACUCUGACAAGUAUGCUGAAGAAAGUGAAAGAUCUAGAGAAAUGUAUGCAAUAUAUGAAGUGGUUGGCUCUUGUUAAUAAUUUAAGUUCUGAGAUUCAAGGAGCAUUGUUGGUGAAUACAACUCCAUUCCAGUUUCACAGUGCCAAAGUUCAACAGUCAAUAACUGCAGGUGCCAUGCCAAGUGCUGUCAAUCAUUUUGUGACUUUGGUGGAAAUUAGCAAAAUAUUGCAAAACUCAAAGUGCUACAAUCUAACACAAUUUAUUCAUUCUACAAUAUUUUUUUGGUUCAAUAUAUUGAAAGAAAAGCUUUCAAGUGAAUUUGAAGAUGUUUUGACGGCUAUGGGGUUGCCUAUUGUUUCCAAGGUAACAUCACUUCCACCGAGUACAGCAGCCAAAGAAGAUCUGCAAAGCAAAUUGGACACAUUAUGUACACAGCUUUUAAAGUUGCAAUUACCUGAAGAACUUGAGAUUGAGUUGAAUAAUUCUGAGUCUCCAGCUGGACACAAAACAAUUAUUCUUCCCAUCCAAUUGCUUCUCAAACCUCUCAAGAAGAGAUUCCGAUUUCAUUUUUAUGGAAAGAAACAAACAAAUAAUCCAGAAAAGCCUGAAUUCUAUUUUACACAAGUACUGAGCUGGAUACGUGAUCAUGGUGAUUUUCUUGAUACUCAGAUUCAGCCAAUAUUAAAUAGGGAACAAAUUGCUCACAUAUCUGCUAAGAUUGAGUUCUGUCGUGGACUAAUUCAAGCAGUUGUAGCCAAAGCGGAACAUGAUAUUCCUGAACUCAUAUAUGAUGACCACCUGUUAUCUCAUUUUAUUGAUGAACUUCUGUCAUUUGAAGCUGAACUUCGUUUUAAUCAUGGAUAUCCAGCUUGGCAGCCAAACUGUAUUCAUGUUCUUACUCAAAAUGACUGCUUUCAACGAUGGCUUGCAAUUGAAAGGAAUUUUGCUCUUGAGAAGAUAGACAACUUGCUGAGCGACAAUGGGGCAUGGAGUUGUCAAUACAGAGACAUAAGUGAUGUUGAUGAUUUAAAAGUGCCACAGUGUGCUGAGAGCUUUGUAACACUCUUAUCAGUUAUAACAGACCGGUACAAGACCAUCCCCUAUCCUAGCAAUCAACUCCAGUUUCUUGGUCUUCAACUUGACCUGUUGGAUGACUUUCGUGUACGAUUACUUCAAGUUGCUAAACAGGAGGCCCGCAAUCCACUCAGCACUGUCUACUGUGCAAUAAUCAACUCGGUGAAUUAUGUUAUAAGAGUACUGGAAGAAUGGUCAGAUCAAUUGUUUUUUCUAGAGUUACAAUAUCAUCAUAAUGAAGAUGAGAACAUGGCUGCCUUCAAUGAAGCGUUAGAAAGCACUGGUGCCAAUAUCAACAUCAAUCUUUUAUCAAAAGGUCUUGAAGGCGAGAAUUUAGAUGCCAUGCAAAGAACUGUCUUUGAUGAUAUUUUAGAAUUGUACAAACACAUGCAACAAGAUAUGUGUACAAAGGUCAACUCAUGCAUCUUGAACCAGCUCAACUCAAAAGCUAAACUAUACUUGAAGGAAAAAUGGUUUUCACUUCCUUCAACCAAAGAUUUAGCGGGUCAGUCAGUAACAUGUUCUGCCUGCGAGAUGCUCCUUUUUAUAAAGGACAACCUCUACUUCCUUCAAGAACAGUUAUGUCAACCACUCUUCAAAAGAAGUUGGCGUUUGAUGGCAGAAGGAGUUAAUACGUUUCUAUAUGAAGAGGUGAUUCUUUGCAAUCAGUUCAAUGCGGGUGGAGCUGCUCAGUUACAGUUUGAUAUGACGAGAAGUCUCUUUCCUUUAUUUGGUGCUUAUACACAACGACCUGAAAACUACUUCAAAGAGUAAGUAUACAAACAACAGUUUUGCAUUUCUACAAUGUUCUAAUGUGUGCUGUGAUUACAAUUGUUUUCACAAAGAUUUUCUACUACUGAACUCUCACUC